GCUUGUGCCUUCCCUCCGCCCCACCCUCCUCGCUUCUGGCGCUCCAAGGCUUUUCUCCCCGCAGCCAGGCAGCCAGAUUUUUGUUUCUCUUCUUUAUUUUUUCUUUCUUUUCUUUUUUCUUUUCUUUCUCUUCUCUUCUCUUCCCUUCCUUCUUUCCUUUCUCUCUCUCUCUUUUUCUGAGACGGAGUCUCGCUCUGUCGCCCAGGCUGGAGUGCAAUGGCGCGAUCUCGGCUCAAUGCACCUUCUGCCUCCUGAGUUCAAGGGAUUCUCCUGUCUCAGCCUCCCGAAUACCUGGGAUUACAGGCGCCCGCCACCACGCCCAGCUAAUUUUUGUAUUUUUAGUAGAGAUGGGGUUUAACCAUGUUGGCCAGGCUGGUCUCGAACUCCUGACCUCAAGUGAUCUGCCCGCCCCAGCCUCCCAAAGUGCUGGAAAUACAGGCGUGAGCCACUGCGCCCGGCCUCGUUUUCUUAUAUCUCUACAAACCUAAUACUGUUUUUGUCUCUUAAAAAUCUCCAUAUGUAUGGCGGAGCACGGUGGCUCAUGCCUGCAAUCCCAGCACUUUGGGAGGCCAAGGCGGGGGGAUCACGAGGUCCGGAGAUCGAGACCAUCCUGGCUAACCCAGUGAAACCCCGUCUCUACUAAAAAAUACAAAAAAAUUAGCCGGGCGUGGUGGCGGGCGCCUGUAGUCCCAGCUACUUGGGAGGCUGAGGCAGGAGAAUGACGUGAACUCGGGAGGCGGAGCUUGCAGUGAGCCAAGAUCCCGCCACUGCUCUCCAGCCUGGGUGAUGGAGCAAGACUCCGUCUCAAAAAAAAAAAAAAAAAAAAAAAAAAAAAAAAAAAAAAAAAAAAAAAAAUCUACCUGUGUAUUAUACUGUGGAUAUUCUGUAUUUGACAGUUUUUCUCAGCCUUAUAACUGUGCUCUAUCUCCUUGACAUUACUUUCCACCACUGUGACUUUGCUGAUGGACGCUGAAGUUUUUUCUUCUUCUACACAGGCACAUGGCCAAAUAGUUGCAUCACAUGUAUCUAAUCCGAGAGUCUCAUGCUUCUGGUAGCUCCUCAGUGACCAGCUCCUGCUCACUGCCCUCAGAAAGCCCAACCCUCAGGCAAUGGCGGCCUUGUUCCUGUCUGCACCACCCCAGGCCGAGGUGACCUUCGAGGACGUGGCUGUGUACCUCUCCCGGGAGGAAUGGGGCCGCCUGGGCCCUGCUCAGAGGGGCCUCUACAGGGACGUGAUGCUGGAGACCUACGGGAACCUAGUCUCACUGGGAGUAGGACCUGCAGGCCCCAAGCCUGGAGUGAUCUCGCAGUUGGAGCGAGGGGAUGAGCCCUGGGUCCUGGAUGUUCAGGGCACCUCUGGGAAAGAGCACCUGAGAGUCAACAGCCCAGCUCUUGGGACCAGAACUGAGUACAAGGAGUUGACUUCACAGGAGACAUUUGGUGAGGAAGAUCCCCAGGGAUCUGAGCCAGUAGAAGCCUGUGACCACAUCAGGAAGUCAGAGGGGAGCCUGGAAAAGCUAGUGGAGCAGAGAGGCCCCAGGGCAGUCACACUGACCAAUGGGGAGAGCAGCAGGGAGUCUGGGGGAAACCUCAGGUUGCUGUCAAGACCUGUUCCUGAUCAGAGACCUCACAAAUGUGAUAUAUGUGAGCAAAGUUUUGAACAGAGAUCAUAUCUCAACAACCAUAAGCGUGUACACAGGUCAAAAAAAACAAAUACAGUUCGUGACUCUGGGGAAAUCUUCAGUGCAAACGUAGUUGUUAAAGAUCAGAAAAUUCCUACUGGGAAAAAAUUGCAUUAUUGCAGUUACUGUGGGAAAACAUUCAGGUACAGUGCCAACCUUGUCAAGCAUCAGCGGCUUCACACUGAAGAGAAGCCCUACAAAUGUGAUGAGUGUGGGAAAGCCUUCAGCCAGAGCUGCGAGUUCAUCAAUCACCGAAGGAUGCACUCAGGAGAGAUUCCCUACCGGUGUGACGAGUGUGGGAAGACAUUCACCCGGAGGCCCAACCUCAUGAAGCACCAGAGGAUUCACACUGGGGAGAAACCCUACAAGUGUGGGGAGUGUGGGAAGCACUUUAGCGCCUACUCUUCCCUGAUUUAUCACCAGAGAAUCCACACCGGAGAGAAACCCUAUAAAUGUAAUGACUGCGGGAAAGCCUUCAGUGAUGGCUCAAUCCUUAUCCGACAUCGUCGGACUCACACCGGAGAGAAGCCAUUUGAGUGCAAGGAAUGUGGCAAAGGCUUUACACAAAGUUCUAACCUUAUCCAACAUCAGAGAAUUCACACUGGAGAGAAACCCUAUAAAUGUAAUGAAUGUGAGAAAGCUUUCAUUCAAAAAACCAAACUCGUGGAACAUCAGAGAAGCCACACUGGAGAGAAGCCCUAUGAAUGCAAUGACUGUGGCAAAGUUUUCAGCCAAAGCACACACCUCAUCCAGCACCAGAGAAUCCACACAGGAGAGAAGCCCUACAAGUGCAGCGAGUGUGGGAAGGCCUUCCACAACAGUUCCAGACUCAUCCACCACCAGAGGCUGCACCACGGAGAGAAACCCUACAGAUGCAGCGAUUGCAAGAAGGCCUUCAGCCAGAGCACGUACUUGAUUCAGCACCGGAGGAUCCACACCGGGGAGAAGCCCUACAAGUGCAGCGAGUGUGGGAAGGCCUUCCGGCACAGUUCCAACAUGUGUCAGCAUCAGCGGAUUCACCUCCGGGAGGACUUCUCCAUGUAACAGUGGCGCGGUGUCCGAGGGCAGAGUCCAGCUGAGCACUUCCUGCAUGCGCCCCCGGCACCUGACUCUGCCCUUUAUGUAUUAUCCACACGAUGUUUUCACAGAGUGAAAGGACGUUUCUCAUUAAACAAACCUCUUUUCUUAAAUCAAAA
This is a messenger RNA of Pan troglodytes (chimpanzee), 2878 nucleotides long. It is a transcript of the gene ZNF34, whose product is annotated as zinc finger protein 34. The transcript has 6 exons. The record is from RefSeq and is a predicted model, not a curated record. Lineage: Eukaryota; Metazoa; Chordata; Mammalia; Primates; Hominidae. Gene Ontology annotation, molecular function: DNA-binding transcription factor activity, RNA polymerase II-specific; RNA polymerase II cis-regulatory region sequence-specific DNA binding. Gene Ontology annotation, biological process: regulation of transcription by RNA polymerase II. Bases 1110 to 2726 code for a protein of 538 amino acids.